Papaver somniferum (opium poppy) is the source of this 2058-nucleotide messenger RNA. Its product is annotated as cytochrome P450 94C1-like. The record is from RefSeq and is a predicted model, not a curated record. Bases 120 to 1595 code for a protein of 491 amino acids. NCBI's taxonomy places the organism in Eukaryota, Viridiplantae, Streptophyta, Magnoliopsida, Ranunculales, Papaveraceae. Gene Ontology annotation, molecular function: heme binding; monooxygenase activity; oxidoreductase activity, acting on paired donors, with incorporation or reduction of molecular oxygen. The transcript has a single exon.
UCCCCUCCACUUUCCUCCCAUCUCACUCUUCUUCCCUUCACUCUCUCUCUAGAAACCUUCUUCUUCCUCCUCUGGUUCUCUCUGAUCAUCAUCUCAAUUCUCCAUUACAAUCAUCAAAAAUGGAUUUAGACUCCAUUCAAAAACUCUUCUGCCUAAUAUUUUUCUCAUUCACAGUUCUCUUCUUCUGUUUCUCAAUCCUAUUAUUAUUCCUGAGACAAAACUAUUGGUGUAACUGUGAAAUAUGUGAUGCUUAUUUAUGCUCAAGCUGGUCUAAAGAUUUCACAAACAUCUGUGAUUGGUAUACUUAUUUACUAAGUAAAUCACCAUCACAAACAAUUCAUAUCCAUGUUCUUCGUAACACCAUCACUGCAAAUCCAGAAAAUGUUGAGUACAUGUUAAAAACAAGGUUUGAUAAUUACCCUAAAGGUAAAACUUUCUCUACCAUCUUACAUGAUUUAUUAGGCCGUGGUAUAUUUAAUGUAGAUGGUGAUACUUGGAAGUUUCAACGUAAAAUGGCUAGUCUUGAACUUGGUUCGGUUUCUAUUCGGUCUUAUGCUUUCGAUAUUGUAACCAGAGAGAUUCAUGAUCGUCUGAUUCCAUUAUUACACAAGAACAGCAACACUGUGUUGGAUUUGCAAGAUGUACUGAGAAGAUUUGCUUUUGAUAAUAUCUGUCAGUUUUCAUUCGGGUUAGAUCCGGGUUGUCUUGAAUUAGACAUGCCCAUGUCUGAAUUUGCUGUUGCUUUUGAUUUAUCAUCCAAAUUAUCAGCGGAGAGAGCUAUAUGUGUAUCACCAUUGAUAUGGAAAGUCAAGAGGUUGCUGAAUAUUGGGUCUGAGAAGGAAUUGAGAGGAGCCAUUAAAAUGGUUAAUCUUCUAGCUGAUGAAGUUAUUAAGCAGAGGAGAAAAUUGGGUUUUUCAUCAAACCAAGACUUGCUAUCAAGAUUCAUGGGUACGGUCAACGACGACAGGUAUUUGAGAGAUAUUGUUAUAAGUUUUGUCUUAGCCGGAAGGGAUACGGUCGCCGCCGCGUUGACUGGUUUCUUUUGGUUGUUAUCAAAUCAUAAGGAAAUUGAGUCGAGCAUACUGGAAGAGUCGAAUCGGGUUAUGGGUACGGAUCCAGAAUUGCACCCGACUUUUGAACAAAUGAGAGAAAUGCCUUACUUGCAAGCUUGUUUAUAUGAGAGUAUGAGACUUUAUCCACCAGUACAGUUCGAUUCCAAGUUUGCUCAUGGAGAUGAUGUGUUCCCUGAUGGUACGUUUAUCCGAAAAGGUACGCGGGUAACAUAUCACCCGUAUGCGAUGGGUCGGAUGGAACAAGUUUGGGGUUCCGAUUGUCUCGAAUACAAACCGGAAAGAUGGCUUCAAAACGGGUUGUUCUCACCGGAAAGUCUGUUUAAGUACCCGGUUUUUCAAGGUGGAGUAAGGGUUUGUUUAGGUAAAGAAAUGGCAUUAGUUGAAAUGAAAAAUGUCGCCCUUUCUUUGAUCAGAAGGUUUAAAAUUAAAGGGACCGAUGAGUCCUUCAAGAAACCGAAAUUUGCACCCGGGUUAGUGGCGACCGUUAGAGGAGGUUUUCCAGUUAUGGUUAGCAAAAGAUGACCCGUUUAAAUAUAUGGGUCGGGUUUUGUGUGGGAUCGGACACACCAGUGAGCAUGUUAGCAAGUUUUCUAACAUGAGCCCUUGAAAAAAGGGCUGACGUGACAGAUUUUUUUAUUGAUCCCAAAAUGGGUUACUACCUCACGUGGUGUUUGUCUUGGGGACAUGAUUGUCCACUUAAUCUCAAUUAUAUAUAAAUAAAAUACUUUUUAUUUAUCUUUUUUUAUUUUUUUAUUUUCUUUAAAAAAAAUAAUAAUUAUUAUUAAUAUUGAUCGUAUCAUAUAACAAACAGUUACAAGUUGGUGAAAGGAAGUCUGGCUACAAGCUGAGCGCCAACCCAGUAUUAUGGGGGUGUUGUGGGAAACGAACUCACGAACUCUCCAAGUAUUUUAGUUUCUUUUUUUUAUAUUUAAUUAUAUAUGUAUUAUUUUAAUUAGAAAAUCAUAUAUGUGACGGUUUUUAUGUA